AUUCAUCCACGUGUUACCAAUGUUGUCAAGAUGGACGUCCUCGGGUUACAUCACCAUUCGUCUGUUUCUGGUAAAAUUUUCCCGAUUUUUCGAAUUUCGCGUUUUGCUUUUAUAAGUCGUUGUUGGGCAACUUCAAGUUCUAGCUCUACAGCUAAUAAUAAGGGUGAGGACGGUCCAAGUGAAUCACUCCAGGAAAGUGCCAAGGGUCCAAGGGAUGAGCACGAUAUUCCGCCUCCUGAAAAAUUAAGCUUGUAUGAAUACGUAAAGAUACUAGAAGGAACCUUAGCACGUGGAAAAGGCACCAUUUUAAAAGCUUGGUCAAGCCUUAUUGCCCGGCAUUUAAAGCACAAGAAGUUGAACAUUACCGCAGCGUUACAGCCCGAAUCACCGCGGAUUGUUGGUCUGACAGCACAACUUGUUGAAGAAAGAUUGAAUUUCUUGGCUCAAAUAGGAAUAAAGGGAAGGGAUGCGGUGGUAAUAGCUAUGGAAUUUCCAGCUAUCCUCUCCUGGGAUUCACCCAGCUUCACCGUGAUGCUGAGACUCCUCAAAGAUUUGAACUGCGACAUUAUUAGGUUAAUGUGUAAAAGCCCAUAUGUGUUUGGUUUCGAGCACGGCAGAGCAACAGAGAACAUCCACAAACUUGAAACUGUGGGGCUGUCAAAAGAUACAAUUGGGAAGCUUGUUUCGGUUAAUCCUUUGAUUCUGACCUUCCCAUUAAGGGAUGAUGCCUUGGAAGUAAUCGGACUUUUGUUGGACGCUCACAACAGCAUUCAGUCAAAUGGUGUUGAUAAUGGAGAUAUGAAAGAGGACGAGGCAGUUCUAAACUUGCUCCUUCAGUCGUUAGAAAAACUUAAAGAGCAAGUCAAUUUGACUGAUAAUUUUAAGCGACUUGUUAUUUUUUUUCAAGAAAUGCAAGUGUCACCUUUAGUCAUUGGCGUCAAGAGUCCAGCAAUCUUCAAUACUGACAUUGAGAGAUUAACUAGUGCAGUAGAGUUUUUCAGAAGCAAACCCCUCUUGCUGGAAAUGGAUGUCAUUCAACACCUUCUCAUUUCAAGAACUGAGAUCUUUGUAAAUUUUAACUUUGAAGCAAUGACAAAUAGGGUUCAACUGAUUUAUGAUGUUGUCCAAAGUCCAACAGUGCUAUAUAAUUUGGCCCAAACAAAAUUUUUGUUUGAUAAUAACAAUGCGACAAUCAAGGAGCUCAUCCUGUGGUUUCAAAGUAAAGGUGUUGAUGACAAAGAGAUAGCAAACCUGGUGACUGCAAGGAAUUUCUUUUCUCUUAAAAAGAGAGAAUUGACUGAGAGACUUAAAUAUCUAUUGUCAAUUGAAGGAGUGAAGAUGGAAGACAUUAAGAAAAGCCCCUCGUGCCUUUUGAAGCCUCUGUCUCAUCUGAAAGCAAGAGUUGAGUUCUUGAAAGCAAACAAACCUGAUGGUUUCAAUGAAGGUGACCUUUGUCGUAUGAUGACACACAGAGAUGAACACUUUGCUACUGAGAUUUGUGGAUCAACGUUGUCAAACUUCACUGAGUUUAUGCAAUCAAACCAAGCAUGAGAUAUAACAGAAAGCCCUUAUACAUUCAGUGUCGAGAGCACCCAGAACAUAAGCACACACUGUAGGUUAUUGGUAAUGCAAGCUACAUGUACUAGGAAAAAGUUAUCAAAGUGCUUCCAAGCAGAGUGGAUUGAAUAUGACCUUCUACAUGUGUACAUGGCUCUAAUGAGCAAGCUACUAGGAAAAAGUUAUCAAAGUGCUUCCAAGCAGAGUGGAUUGAAUAUCACCUUCUACUUUUAUGUACAUGGCUCUAAGGAGCUGAUUGUAGACUUACGCUACGAAAGACUUAGCCUGCAAACAAGCUCCAACUCUUUGACUGUGAAGAAAGCUUGAUUACAGUGAUUAGGAGACUAGCCCAGGGAGGGACUCCCAUAUAAAAUCGGUGGGGGUGCUCAUCAUACCUUUCUUUAAAGGCUGAUGUGGCUUCCUCUUUAAAUAUUGUAAUUCUUUGCAGUGUUAUAAAAGCGGGUGUGGUCCACAGGAGCCUUCGCAGUCACUGUCAGUUUUAUUUUGUUGUUUUAGAAUUGGCACCUCUUGAAAGGGAUGAAUAAAAUUUCAAGCCACAUAUACAAAACAGAUGUUGAGACCUCUUAGGGGUUCUUUCCAGAAUUCCUGGCAAGCACCCUAUCCCUUGUUAUAUGGGAGUUCUCCCCCCCGGAGACUUGGCCAUAUGCAAUGUAAAUGCAACUUGGUUCAAAAUUGACUCCUAUUGUUACUUUCUGCUGUUGCUUCUUUCAAAAGCCAAGAUGUGUUCCAUUUGCGGGUCAAUUGAGUUUUGAUUAUGAACUCAAAGGAAUCAGGUUUUCUCCUUUGUACAGAAAUGAAAACAAUGACAUUGUUGAAACAAUAACAUAGUCAGUGCAGAGUAAUAUAUUAUUCUUGCAACAAUGAGCAUCAAAUCAACCCUGUAUUGUGGUACAGAGCCUAAUAAUUAAAGUCACAUUUUGUUUGAGGUUGCAGAUGGAAUGGAUUAAUUUUAUUGAGGGGUGGGAGGAGAGGUGGCUGAAUUUUUGUUUACCACUGAAUUCUCCCCCCAGUGUUGAUGAUGGUAAGCCAUACUUGUAUUCUGGGUAUAGGACUUGAACUAGCUUGCAACUGAGGCUACGGCAGGGAAUCUUUCAAAUGUAAAUGACAUAAAUCUCUUUUUAAUGAUAUUCUCCCCACGAGUGUCCAUUGCAAGCUAGUUCCAGUGCAAGACUGUGAAUAAGAAUUUGGCCUAUUGUUGCUAAAGUGUUCAGUUUGUCCUGGGUGAACUGACAUUUUGUCAACCUUAGUAGAAGUGAUCUUCAGAGUCAAAAAUUAUUUCACUUGACUCUGAAAAACAGUUCUGCCCUGCUUGACUAACAACAGGCCU
Messenger RNA from Orbicella faveolata, 2905 nucleotides. RefSeq lists its product as uncharacterized. The record is from RefSeq and is a predicted model, not a curated record. Gene Ontology annotation, biological process: termination of mitochondrial transcription; regulation of DNA-templated transcription. Lineage: Eukaryota; Metazoa; Cnidaria; Anthozoa; Scleractinia; Merulinidae. Gene Ontology annotation, molecular function: double-stranded DNA binding. Gene Ontology annotation, cellular component: mitochondrial matrix.